UAUGUGGAUCCGCGUGUGACUGGAUCUCAUGAGAAACGGUACUUGUUGAGUUGUAAACGUCUGUGGGGUAGAAUCUUGUCUCUGAAUAAGAAUUAAUAACAGGAGGGUAUGGGUCUUGGUGAGUGGUGUGACUUGUGAACCAGAAACAACACCCAAUCUCCGCCGUGUCGCCUCUUUCAAGCCCAACGCCAAGGCCAGCCACCGCUAACGUUGUUAAUUGUUACUCUGUAAAGGGGCGAUUAUGGGGUUAUCCGGCGGCGACAAGAAAUACCGCCGGAGCCCCAAAACUCCUCUCCUCCCCCAAAAGCACGAAGAUUUUGGACCCGUCGAGGUAGGAUUCGAUGGAGCGUCCUUCUCCGGGGCUGUUUUCAACCUGUCGACAACCAUCGUCGGCGCCGGUAUCAUGGCACUACCGGCGAUCAUCAAACAAUUGGGGCUCCUUCCUGGUCUGGCUAUGAUAAUCUUGGCUGCCUUUUUGACUGAGUUGUCUAUUGAAAUGAUCCUGAGACCCGCACGCUCCUCCAAGACAUCUUCGUAUUCAGCGGUUGUCGGAGACGUGUUCGGAGGGGUAGGCCGAACGCUCUUACAGCUGUGCAUCAUUGUGAAUAAUCUCGGCAUGCUUGUCGUUUACAUGAUCAUCAUAGGGGAUGUGCUAUCAGGAACAUGGUCGGAAGGAAUCCAUCACACAGGGGUGAUGGAAGGAUGGUUUGGUAGCCGUUGGUAUAGUUCACGCUUCUUCAUGCUGCUUCUCACCACUCUUCUUGUCUUUGCUCCCUUGCUCUCCUUCAAGCGUCUAGAUUCGUUGAGAUACACAUCUGCAUUAUCAGUUGCUCUAGCAAUUAUAUUUGUUGCCAUAACAAUGGCGGUGACAAUCCUCAAGAUGGUGAAUGGAAGUAUUGGAAUGCCGCGUUUGCUACCCAGAAUUGAAGAUCAAGCUUCUUUCUGGAAACUUUUCACCACCAUCCCUGUUCUCGUCACUGCCUUCAUCUGUCACCACAAUGUACACCCGAUAGAGAACGAGCUGAAAGAUCAAACCCAGAUGAAGUCAAUCGUCCGGACAUCACUGGCUCUGUGUUCUUCCAUUUACAUAGCGACCAGCUUAUUUGGGUUCUUGCUCUUCGGGGAGGAGACGCUGGAUGAUGUUCUAGCCAAUUUCGACGCUAACCUGGGAAUCCCAUAUGGGUUAGUCAUAAACGACCUUGUGAGGAUCAGCUACGGUCUUCAUCUGAUGCUUGUCUUCCCAACUGUCUUCUUCUCUCUCCGUCUCAAUGUACAUGGCCUCCUCUUCCCCCAUGGCUUCCCUAUUGCCUACGACAACCGGAGAUUCGUGUCCAUCACGGUGGGUCUCAUGGUUAUUGUCUUCCUUGGGGCUAACUUCGUUCCCAAUAUAUGGGAUGCCUUCCAAUUCACUGGAGCCACGGCUGCUGUCUCCAUUGGUUUCAUUUUUCCUGCUGCCAUUGCUCUUAGGGAUCAUUCUUAUGGAAUGUCUUCAAAGAAGGAUAGAGUAUUAUCGUGGGUGAUGAUCUUGUUGGCUGUGUCUUCGAGCACAGUGGCCAUCUCCUGCGACAUCUACAGCUUGUUUAAUGACCACACCUUUAGCUAGUUCCCUCAUGGAUUGAAUGAUGAGCUUCUUUCGGUUCACACAUGAACAAAACAUUUGAGUCUCUCAGAGGAUAUGCACAUGCUAGUAGGCAACACAAAUACCCACUACUCCCAGGUGCCAUUACUUUGGGUUUUUCCUACCCUUCUCUCUCUUCUACCCCCCCCCCCCCCCCCCUUUUCUGUUUUAAAAUUUUCUUUUAGGAUGUAGAAAAAAAAAAUUUGAGUAAAAAAUAAAAGGUUCUGUUACCUCUAUCUUUUUUGUCUUUUUUUUUUCUAUACAUUUCUUUAAAACUCUGUAGAUUAAUUUGGUGAAGGAGUUCUAUUAGAAGGGAAAUACAUUUACAUUCUUGAGAGAAAGCAGAGGUGGCUUAUCAAUUAGAUUUUUCAUACAAAGUGCAUAGGCAAAUGGGGAAGGAGGUGGGGUUCUAAAUCCAAACUCAGUGAUCAUGCAUGUUGUAUGAUUAUGAAUUGCAUGUAAUUUAUUCAACCAAAAAAAAAAAAGAUUGCAUGUCACUUGUAUGUUAUUUUUCUCUAUGCAUAGUGCAUAAAGUUUAUAUGAUUCAUCACAAAGUUUAUCUUAUCCCUUGAUUCCUUACUGUAAAUUAUUGAUUGUUUUCUUCUUUUGUUCUGAGCUAAUGACAAUGAUAACCAAGUAAAGUUUCUACAAUGUAGCUCUA
Messenger RNA from Macadamia integrifolia, 2279 nucleotides. Its product is annotated as amino acid transporter AVT6A-like. The transcript has 5 exons. Bases 242 to 1603 code for a protein of 453 amino acids. Gene Ontology annotation, molecular function: amino acid transmembrane transporter activity. Lineage: Eukaryota; Viridiplantae; Streptophyta; Magnoliopsida; Proteales; Proteaceae. Gene Ontology annotation, biological process: amino acid transmembrane transport. The record is from RefSeq and is a predicted model, not a curated record.